This is a messenger RNA of Sardina pilchardus (European sardine), 1111 nucleotides long. It is a transcript of the gene rgs5b, whose product is annotated as regulator of G protein signaling 5b. The transcript is spliced from 5 exons. NCBI's taxonomy places the organism in Eukaryota, Metazoa, Chordata, Actinopteri, Clupeiformes, Clupeidae. Bases 78 to 608 code for a protein of 176 amino acids. The record is from RefSeq and is a predicted model, not a curated record.
CUCACUCAUACACUCACAGGCAAUCGAGCACUGUCGCCAUCCACUGUGAUCAGCAACACACAGCUCAUUCUGACACGAUGUGCCGAGGACUGGAAUCUCUACCAUCUGCUUGCUUAGAGAGAGCGAAGGAACUGAAAUCUCGUUUGGGAAGUCUUCUCCAUAAAAAACAGAUGGGUCUGAUUAGACAGAAAACUGGCAUGCAAAGGCAGAUAGUUGAAGCUUCACUGGCAUGGAAGGAGUCGUUUCAAGAGCUACUACAAGACAAACAAAGCCUGCAUGCCUUCCAGGCGUUUCUGAUGUCGGAGUACAGUGAGGAGAACCUGGCUUUCUACCUGGCGUGUGAAGACUACAUCAACACCCAGUCACCCUCCGACCUGCCUGCCAAGGCUAAAAAGAUUUACAAUGAAUUCAUCAUCUGUGAUGCUCCAAGAGAGGUGAAUCUUGACCAUGAGACUAAAACCAUCACUGUGAAGAACCUGGAAACCCCCACCACCUCCUGUUUUGACCUGGCCAGGAGCAAGAUCUACUCCCUGAUGGAGAAGGACUGCUACCCACGCUUCCUCAAGUCCGCCGCCUGCCAGGAGCUCAGCCGCCAGCUGGCCGGUUAACCCACCUCCACCAGGCAGAGUUGGAGAAGCACAAUAAGUUAAAAAACAAAGACGUGGUUUAAGCAGAACGCUACCCACACAUAACUGGAACUCCUCGCUGGUUAGGGGCAACUUCAUGGCUACGAGCUAUGAAGAGGCACCAGUUAUCCAUCUCAGGAACAGUCAGGGCAGCUCCACAGAGCUGAGCGUGAUGAUUGGCCACCACUGACCUUCAAUAGAAGGGCCGGAGAGCACACAUGCACCUGGAGGGGCUGACUGGAAAAGUAAACGGAGGAGUGCUGACGAUGUUCCCUCCUGGAACAGGAGCGUGUAGCACAAGGACAGAGUGAGAACUACUCAGCUGACCCCAGUACGGGGCAGCGCAGCCUCAUUUGAAGGGAUCAAUCUCCCUGUUAAUUUAUUUAUUCAGUUUGAACUGUCGGGCUCCUUGCCACCUAUUUAUUAAUGUUAUUGGAAGAUGAAUGUGGUAUUUAUUGUGUUAUUUAUGUGCCUCAAAAUGUCAA